GCAAAGAUGCUAGUGUGUGUGACAGAUUUCAUGUGGUAAGAUUUGGCACUUGGAGCUGAUGCGGACCCCCAGCGCUCAGCCAGAGACACCUGUGGAUCUCCGAUGGAUCCACCACCUGACAGGUCAUGACUGGGACUAAUCCAGAUGUCUCCCCCAACCGCUAUGUAUAGGUAAGGGGCAGAGCAUCAGUUCCUGUGAUGUGACUAUUUGCCCUUUCUGCGUUCUAUUCUUUGCAUUGGUCACAUCCAGCAUCUCUCCCUCUUCUCACUCUUCUCCUUUCUCUGCACCACAUUUGCAUGGCAGGCCUCUGAUGUGAUUGAAAGAGUAGCUCAGGUGUGAGGUUUUAUUUGCCUUUGCAUUGUCAAGUCAAGUCAAGUCGCAUGUUUUGUUGUCCACAGCAGGAGAGCCGCUCCUGGAGUUUACCCUAAAAUUCUUCCAAAUGGGCCUCAAGGAAAUAUUCCAUUUGGCCCGAGUGCCUUCCAUCCUUAUGCUGGGCUUGGUUUAUGUACUCUACAUCUUUAUCGGUGGUGUGGUGUUUUGGAAGCUGGAGGGAGAUCUCGGACAAAAGGACAUCAGCCUUUUGUUGACGAGCAAGCAAAAGUUGUUGUCGACGUACACGUGUCUGGACCAAGAUGGCCUUGAGAAAGUGGCUCAGGUUGUCCAAGAUUCUUCAAAAGUGGGCUUGAGUUUGAAAGGCAACAGCACCACAGAUGGAUUCUGGAAAUUCACCAGCUCAGCUGUGUUUGCCGCCACUGUUGUCACGACGAUAGGUUAUGGAAACAUGAGUCCCAGCUCCACCGCUGGUCAGAUCUUCUGUGUGUUCUUCGCCCUUUUUGGCAUUCCACUCAACAUGGUGGUGCUCAACAGAGUGGGCAAGUACAUGCUCGUAAUAGAGAGAAACAUCUCCAACUACCUGGAGGGGAAGACCGGCAGACGGACAUGUACUCGAUUCUUCGUUCAUCUGCUGUCCUACCUGUCUGGAGUCCUCCUCUUUUUAGUUGUCCCCAUGAUCGUGUUCCAGCUACAUGAAGGUUGGACCUACUCACAAGCUAUCUACUACUGCUUCAUCACACUCAGCACCAUCGGCUUUGGAGACUUUGUGGCCGACGACAACCCAGACAAAGUGUACCCAGAGUGGUACAGCUUCAUCAUUGCCUCUUGGAUCUUCUUCGGCCUGGCCUGGCUGGCGCUUGUCAUCAACCACUCCAUUGACAUGCUGGAGCGGCUCAACAUGCACCUCAAACAGAGGUGGGGGGGGCAUAAGCUGGAGGAACAGUCGGGUGGUGUGGGGAGCGACAACCCUGACACACAGCUGGAGGAACAAGAGGAGGUCAAGGGGCCACCUUUGAAGCAGUAAAGUACAAAAGGUUUGACAAUCGCAUGGAAUACAUAUUUAGUUGAUUUUAAAGAUAUUAUAACACAACCAACUCUGAUGACCAAUUAUGUUGCUAUUUAUUGUAUAUACCUGUAUAUACUUUAUAUUAUUUUCUCAAAACACUAAAUGCUUCCUGAAUUUUGUAGACAAAAUUUUGGAAAUAUAUACAGUAUAUAUUAUGAAGAAAUAUUAGAGUAAAACAAAUAUUAUGAGAAUAAAAGUCGAGGAGAAGUAACAUUAAAAUGGUGAAAAUGCUGAUUUUACAAUAAAUUUGGAAGAAUAAAGCCUUACCAUGGAGAGAAAAAGGAGGUGGUAUUCUAACAUACUGUUAUUAUUAUUACUAUUUA
Messenger RNA from Doryrhamphus excisus (bluestripe pipefish), 1722 nucleotides. Its product is annotated as potassium channel subfamily K member 17. Gene Ontology annotation, biological process: potassium ion transmembrane transport; stabilization of membrane potential. Gene Ontology annotation, cellular component: plasma membrane. Lineage: Eukaryota; Metazoa; Chordata; Actinopteri; Syngnathiformes; Syngnathidae. The record is from RefSeq and is a predicted model, not a curated record. Gene Ontology annotation, molecular function: outward rectifier potassium channel activity; potassium ion leak channel activity.